UCCCGCAGACUGCCGGACCGGUAGCGGCAUGUCGUACCGUGGGGAGAUCUCCGUGACCCGCUCCGGGCGGACGUGCCAGGCGUGGAGCAGCCAGUCCCCGCACCCACACCAGUACCCUCCGGAACUCUUCUCUACAGCCGGACUGGACGAAAACUACUGCCGGAAUCCGGACGGGAACUUCGAACAGCCGUGGUGCAUCACCAUGGAUCCAGAGGUACAGGCUGAGUACUGUUCCGUGCCUCUAUGUGAAGGUACCACUACCCAACCUAAUGGAAACCGAACAACGAAUUUCACAUCGUCCUUUAUUUCUUCUACAACACAACCGACAACAGCGACACGAAAAAUUUCGACCGGUGCCUCCAACUCAACAACCAACGAAAUAACAGAGGGGGCGUCCUUGUCGUCAACUUCUGGAGUAAACUCCACUCGAACUACAAGUACAGAGUUCAGAAAGACAGACUAUACCACAGAGUACAGCAUUCUAGUCUCCUCUAGCAACCCAUACAGACCAACUGACGAGUCCACGACAGCUAACAAUGUAACUGAGGGUGUGCUGGCAACUGGGCGUAAAAGUGAUGUCACUAACACCGCGACUUCAAUAACAGCAACGACACCUAGCGAACAGAUUUCUAAUACUAGUUUUGACAGCACAGCUAAUAUGGUAACAACUUUACUAACUGCUUACCGCACGACUUCAAGUAGUCAAACGGUAACAGACACUACAAGAUCAUUGACAGCCUUUUCACCACAAAGACAUACAGCUAAAGUGCAUGAUACCAGCGACUCUACGUUAGAAUAUGACAUCUUGACAGUACCUGAGACAGACACAGAUAGAGAUAGCUCAACGCUUCUCACACCGACCUGGACGGGGACGAGUAAAGGUAAGACACCUGGUGACGUCACGAAUGCAGCCUCACCACCCACAUAUGCGUCUUUCACUGAAACGGUACGUAACUCUACCCGAACAGGCACUUCCGACACUAUUGCGGACAACGUUACAGCCCAGGUCUUACAGACUACCAGAUAUAAAACAUUUCCACAAAACACAGGAACAUUCACAACAAAAACAUCAAAUUACACAACACAAAUCACAGCCUUACAACGAAACACCGACAGAACAAGCGACAGAGUAACACAAACAAGCUUAAAGACAGCAUCAACUUCUUCCUUCUUCACAGCUACUCUCCUGUCUGAGAUAAACACAACAAGAACCAGGAAUGAAAACGGGACUAUGACGGAUUAUCCACCGACGAACACGUCCCUACAACUUACUACAGACACGAUACAACAGUCACACACUUCAGCAGCAGCAUCCAUUGCUAUUGGAAGCCAAACAGACGCAGCAACCAGUCACACUGGCACAAGUGCAAAACCAACUAUAAACAAUUCUACAUUCUUCAUGCCUACACCUUCCUCAUUGGUGAGGGAACCCACUGUCAGUAACACACCAUGACGACCAAACAAGUAGGGACCGACAAUACGAUACCUUCCACAACUGCAGCCCACGUAACGGACCAUACCAUCACAUCUUCAGACAGAUCCGCUACAGUUAAUCCUACGGACAUGCCGACUACAUACAUGACAAUCAUCGACAAUAUAACCCUACCCACAGACACAAGCAAUUCAAGAAAUAUAAUUGCAAACACGACCAAUGCUCUUUCAACGAACACUGGCGGUACGUCAUCAUCAAAAGCAACCCUACGUAACCAUAUAAUUACGCCAAUGGCUUCUGUUGACAACUCUACAUCUAACACAGCUCUAACCACGGCAAUGUAUACUGUCCCUAUCUCAUCCAUAAUCUCCUAUACUUCACCGUCUAUGACAGCUUCUAGAGUGACCAGUCAGACUACUAAAA
Molecule: messenger RNA, 1855 nt
Organism: Branchiostoma floridae (Florida lancelet)
Lineage: Eukaryota; Metazoa; Chordata; Leptocardii; Amphioxiformes; Branchiostomatidae
Product: mucin-5AC-like
Exons: 2
Coding region: 29-1453 (474 amino acids)
Source: RefSeq, a predicted model, not a curated record